CGCCACGUCAACCUUAAUUGAGCUUGAUUUCAUCUGUAACCAACCAACUGUCAACGAGCUUCAAGUGCAGGCCAUUUGAACCGCCGGGUCAGACCGUUCUUGCCUAUUUCCCUUCUUUAUUCAUAUCUUGAUUUGUAUUUCCUGUACAUUCUUGUCUACCAAUUGCCCUCGUAUCUCAUAAUGGCUCCCAAAAAGGACGGCCAAUCGGCCAAGGCGACUGGCGCGCCUGAAGGCUUCACGCCAGAACGGUUUGAAAAGGAACUCAAGGAACUUGCGACCAAGGCCAAGGAAGAUACUUUUGCGAAGCGGUUCAUGGGUCAAGCGCUUGUUUACUUACAGACUCUUUUGCUUCUCGGUUUGUUAGGUGUCGCGUCGAGCGCGUCGCAGCUCAACCUGUCCCCUAUCUUUGGGUCCAUCCCUUCUGCUGUCACGCACACAACUGCGCUCAAGGCGGCUUGCUUUAUCGGUUGGGCCGGCAAUUUGAUGCUCCGCAUGGUUCUUCCUAUGUCGACUUCUCAGCUUCUCCCAGUCAUCGCCCUUAAUAUCCCGGCUAUCCAGUUUCUUCUCGGGACCUUCACUGACCGUCUUGGCUCUUGGUGGGGUCCUCUCAUUAUCGAGGGUUUCACCUUGUUCCCCCUGGCCAUCGUUUCGGCAGCCUCCGUGGCCGAUGUUCUUGAGGACGCUGACCUGAGCGCACUGCCCAAAUUCGUCGCAGAUGCGGCGCCUGGCAUUGUCUCGUGGGGUCUGUUUAGACUUGCUGAGAACCAGUCCAUGGAGAAGCUGCAGGGUGUUGUUGGGAGUACCUUUGUGUUUACUCGUGUCGGUAUUGAGCUUGUCUUGGGAGCCAUUUAUGCUAUUAUGGCACCAUCCAAGUAUCUCGUUUUGGCUAUCCCUGCGCUAUUACACACGGCAGUCUUAAACACCCACGUUAUGACACCCAUGGCUACCGAAGCUCUUAACAGUACCUUGACAGCUCAGAAUUGGACACUGUUGGAGCGCCGCGAGUCGUUGACUGGCUAUGUGUCAGUCAUCGAGAGCCUGGAGAGAGGUUACCGUGUAAUGCGCUGUGAUCAUAGUCUUCUUGGAGGUCAGUGGGUUCAGCUCAAUGGUCGAAGAGUGUCCGAGCCGAUUUACGGUGUUUUCGUCAUGCUCGAAGCUGUCCGUCUUGUUGAGCGGGAGGCUCCCCUGCCUGACAGCGAAGCUAGCGCCCUUGUUAUUGGCCUUGGUAUUGGAACUACCCCUUCUGCCUUUGUUUCUCACGGCAUUGACACUACCGUGGUUGAGAUUGAUCCAGUGGUUUAUGAGUUCGCUCAAAAAUACUUUGAUCUUCGGGAGAACCACCCUGCUGCCGUCGCCGAUGCUGUCUCUUAUACAGCUGACUUGGUGAAGCAAUCCAAGACCUAUGACUACAUUGUUCACGACGUGUUCACUGGUGGUGCUGAGCCUGUUGACCUCUUUACUCUCGAGUUCCUCCAAGGAUUGGGAGACUUGCUGAAGGAUGAUGGAGUCAUUGCUAUUAACUAUGCUGGUGACUUUGGCCUUCCUACACCUCAGCUCAUCUACCGCACCAUCAAGAAGGUUUUCCCCUCCUGCCGUAUCUUCCGUGAGAGCCCACGAGACGAGGCCAACGUCGAGAAGUGGGGAAGCGACUUCACCAACAUGGUCAUCUUCUGCCGCAAGACCCCCGGAGAGGUCACCUUCCGCAAUCCCAAGCAAAAGGAUUUCCUCCGAAGCCAAGUUCGGCAGGCUUUGCUAUUGCCCAAGUAUGAGAUUAAGGAGCAGGUCUUCCUUGAAGAUGAGGCUACGGAUGUCCUCAACAAGAACGAAACGAGCAAGGUUACCAAGUGGCACCAGGACAGCGCUGCUGGACACUGGAAGAUCAUGCGAUCUGUGCUACCUGGAACGAUCUGGGAGCAGUGGUAGACACAUAUCUAUGUUGUAUAUGUUCUGAUUGCACAUAUUUCGUAUCAUUGUGUAUAUUUCUACUUAGAUGCCUUUUUAGGUACAACUUGUUCCUGGAUAUAUCACAUAAUAGACAUUUGAAUUGUCCACUCUAUCGGCCUACUUUUUGGGGUCCCUUGCAGCAUUCAACGCAUACUGUUGAUUGUCCUCAUUGAAAUCCUUGGAGAAUUCGGCAAUGUGGUCUGGCACAUCUACCCUGUUGUAAGGACCAGCCACUGGUUCACCCAUGGUUGCGUGAAUAGGUAAGACACCUGUCCAGACUUGGUCCUUGAUCGACUCAUCCUCCAUGUCCCUUUUGUCAUCACUGGGACCACCGGUAUUGAUCUUGGCACUUCCCGAUGCGAUCUUGACUUUAAGUAUGCCAGUGCUUUGAAGCUCAGCUUUGGUCGGCGGGAGACGGGUGUGUCGCCAACGAUCAGGCACCACACUAUUAGUGAUGAGCUCCAUGGCAUACAUCCUCUCCUCCUCGUCCUCUACAAGGACGGCGUGGCCGAAUAGGACAGUUGAGCGGUAGUUAAAGCUAUGGUGGAAGGAAGACAAAGCCAAAACCAGCCCAUCAACAUGAGAUGCAGCCACACAGACGGGCAUGCCUUUCUCGUCACUAGCACUACGGCCCAAGUUCAUAAUACGGCUUGACACAUAUCCGUGAAGAUAGAGGUCCAGAGGGUCACCAAUAUCUGCGCUAGGCCGGUCAAAUGAGCCCAUCUGGCCGAUCAUUGGGAGGAUGACGGGGAAGGAUUGGGUGGGUGUGUUGAAAGAGACAUGGAGGAUCUGGCAAGUGUUGAUGAUGUGGUGAAUUGUCUUUAGGGCAUAAACACCGCGGUCGUUUUCACGUUUGACGGUGUUGAUGGCCUCUUUGGGAUAUUCGAGAUCGAAUCGACCCAUUGUGAUUGAUGCUAAUACUGAUGCUGUGGAAGAUAGGAAUGAGCUUGGCUGUAAUGAGCGAUGCCUUUAAUUGUGGUGAUUUCUCU
This is a messenger RNA of Fusarium odoratissimum NRRL 54006, 2933 nucleotides long. RefSeq lists its product as uncharacterized. The record is from RefSeq and is a predicted model, not a curated record. The coding region runs from base 181 to 1923 and encodes 580 amino acids. The transcript has 3 exons. Lineage: Eukaryota; Fungi; Ascomycota; Sordariomycetes; Hypocreales; Nectriaceae.